AAUACAGGACAUUAGCAAUCAAUCACCAAUUAUCCCUGUUUAUAGCUGUGUUUGGGGUUCUGUACAAUUAUAUAUAAAAAAACAAUUCAAUAACCUUAUAACAGGAUAACAUACCAUGUUGAGAGCAUCAAAGAGAAUUGUCACUGGUGUGCCAUCAUUAACCAGAAGGUUUGGAGUAUCUGCCUUAAGAUGUGCCGCUGCUCCUGAACCAAAGGAACAAAUACCUUCAUUCAAGAGUGCUAUGGGUACCGUAUACCCAGAAUAUUCCCCACCAGUAGUUAAAGACAAAAGAAUCCCAGAUACUGUAUUCAGUCACAUUUUCGAUGAAGUUGACAUGACCAGAUCCAAGGCCGAUUCCCCAACCAAUGUCGCCAAGCAAAACACCAAGAUUCGUCAUUUCACCAUCAACUUCGGUCCUCAACAUCCAGCUGCCCACGGGGUGUUGCGUUUAAUUUUGGAAUUGCGUGGGGAAGAAAUUGUCCGUGGUGAUCCUCACGUCGGGUUAUUACAUAGAGGUACUGAAAAAUUAAUCGAAUCCAAAACUUAUAUGCAAGCAUUACCAUAUUUCGACAGAUUGGAUUAUGUCAGUAUGAUGACUAACGAACAAGUAUUCGCCUUGGCUGUGGAAAAAUUGUUGAAUGUUGAAGUUCCAAUCAGAGCCAAGUAUAUCCGUACCUUAUUUGGAGAAAUCACCAGAGUGUUGAACCAUUUGAUGUCUAUCUUGACCCAUAUUAUGGAUGUCGGUGGGUUGACUCCUUUCCUUUGGGGGUUCGAAGAACGUGAAAAGUUGAUGGAAUUCUACGAACGUGUCAGUGGUGCUAGAUUACACGCUGCCUAUGUCAGACCAGGGGGUGUUUCCCAAGAUUUACCUGCCGGUUUAUUAGACGAUAUUUAUAUGUGGGCUACCCAAUUUGGGGAUAGAAUUGAUGAAGUUGAAGAAUUGUGUACUGACAACCGUAUCUGGAAAGACAGAACUGUUGACAUUGGUACUCUUUCUGCUGAAGAUGCCUUGAACUACUCCUGUUCCGGGGUCAUGUUGAGAGCUUCUGGUAUUCCAUUCGAUAUCCGUAAAUCCCAACCUUACGAUGCAUACGAUCUCGUUGACUUCGAUAUUGCCGUCGGUCUUAAUGGUGAUUGUUAUGAUCGUUAUUUAAUCCGUAUGGCCGAAUUCAGACAAUCAUUGAGAAUUAUCUUCCAAUGUAUUAAUGACAUUCCAGAAGGACCAGUUAAAGUCGAAGACUACAAGAUCAGUCCACCAGCCAGAUCAGCCAUGAAGGAAGAUAUGGAAGCAUUGAUUCAUCACUUUUUAGUAUUCACGAAGGGGUUCGCCGUUCCUCAAGGGGAAACUUAUACUGCCAUUGAAGCACCAAAGGGGGAAAUGGCCGUGUAUGUUGUUUCCGAUGGUACUGAACGUCCAUACAGAUGUAAAAUUAGAGCUCCAGGUUUCGCCCAUUUGGGUGCAUUUGAUCACAUGGCUAGAGGACACUUGUUGGCUGAUGCCGUUGCUAUUAUUGGUACUAUGGAUUUAGUGUUUGGUGAAGUUGAUCGUUAAGAAUAUUUAUAUAUUUGCAUAUACUUGUUUAAUUGAAAUACAUUUUCUAAGGGAUACGUGUAGUGGUAGAUAUGCUAUUGUAGAUCUAUAUGCAGAGGUAAACUGCGCUAUGCAAUUAGUUUAUAUAAUAAAUACAAGGAGAAUCCUCCCCCACUCAUAAACACAAAUGUUCGUAUUGAAGGUCCUUCGUUAGGAGGAGGUGCUCGUGACUGGUAAAAAUUCUGGCUUGAAGGAGGGGUAUAAUACAUAUACUCCCUAUGCUGGUUACACGAAGACCGAACUUGUGCUUGUCGUAACAAAUGCUUGGUUUUCACUUCUUCCGUCAUGGGUAGGCCCGAUUUGGCCAACUGGGCAAGGAUCUUCUCUUUUGUCACCGAAUCAAGACGUUUAUCAAUCAACCGUUGUUCGAAUUUUAAGUUACGAUUGAGGUGUUCAUCGUAGUCGAAAUGGGGCACGUCGUAACGAUCACCAUAGUUCCUAUGUUUGCCAUGGAACCCAGUGUUGUUGUCUUCCGGCACCUGGCCAUGAUCGUACCGCACACGAUGGCGUCGCGUGUUAUACCCCGAUGCGGUAGUAUAGCUGUUCCCACUUCUUGAGUAAUAUUUCGCCUCACCAUAAUACUUGCUAUGCCAGUCCAGUUGCUUAUAUCGGGCCGUUGUUGUGGCAUCACCGCCAGAGUAACUCCCCUGUGAUUUCAAACUUAGAUCAUAUUCUCUUCGCUUUCGUACGUCCUUGAGCACGGUAUAUGCAUCGACCAUUUUGACAUAUGUGGCCAGGUUUGACUCUCGUUCUUCUGCCGAUAAAUGCUGGUUGAGAUCAGGAUGGUAUUGCUUAGUAAGUUUCUUGAAUUGGAGUUUGAUCUCCUUGAGAGUAGCGUUUCUGGGGAUAUCGAGAAGUUGAUAGUGCGUUAGGUUGGCUGUUGCUGCAGCUGAUGCUGCGGCUGCGGCUGAGUAAUGUCGUAUUGAAUGUAGCAUGGCUUCUGUACGAGUAGGAAUGUCUAAACGAUGAUGUUUGCUAUGUUAAGCGUUGUCGCGGGGAC
Messenger RNA from Spathaspora passalidarum NRRL Y-27907, 2591 nucleotides. RefSeq names its product Nuc2p (gene NUC2). NCBI's taxonomy places the organism in Eukaryota, Fungi, Ascomycota, Pichiomycetes, Serinales, Debaryomycetaceae. The record is from RefSeq and is a predicted model, not a curated record. Bases 116 to 1552 code for a protein of 478 amino acids. Gene Ontology annotation, biological process: mitochondrial electron transport, NADH to ubiquinone. Gene Ontology annotation, molecular function: quinone binding; NAD binding; NADH dehydrogenase (ubiquinone) activity. The transcript has a single exon.